AUGGACCCAGAGUUAGACAACAUCAUAAGUAUUUUAAAUCCAAAAACAACCCCAGUCUCAUCCACUCAAGCUCGAUUUCGAAUUCGAAACUCCAAACCUUCCCCAAACAAUAUUCGAAGCCGUCAGUCUCAUUCAUUACCUCCACAAAAAUCCCAGGUGCAAGUAAAAACUGAAAAAUCAAUUGAUGUGAAACUUGAUGAAGAGGAAGAAGAGCUCCCUGACUCCGUCAUCCAAAAUAUCAAUGAAUUUUAUAAAGUUGAAGACGAAGAAUUCAAAAAAACAGUCACAACUGGGAAAACUGGAGCUCCUAUAUUAUGAAUGAGGCAUUUUACUAAAAGAGAGGAAAAUGAUAUCAAAAAUGAAACAGGUGUGGCUACUUGAAUUAAAGGGAAAAGAUUUUUGGUGUUUAGGCCUUAUAUUGAUCCUAUGAAUAUCCAGCCAAAAUUGAACCUCGAAACGAAUUAUUUUUUCAGAAUGAUGCAUUCAGAUGUCAAACUUAUUAGGUAUACGUUGGAAGAUAAUGGAUUUAUAGAAGCUCCACCGAAUAAAAAUAAUUGAACUAUUAUGUGGCAUGGAGGGCCGAUUAAAAUGAAUGUUUAUCAAGCACUAUCGAAAUAUCAAAAAGUAAAUCACUUCCCAAGAAGUUAUGAAAUCACGAGAAAAGACUUGAUGUAUAAAAAUUUAGCAAAAAUGCAAGUUCUUUAUGGGACAAAAGCUUAUGAUUUUGUACCCAAAACGUUUAUUGUACCUCAAGAUGCAGGACAGCUUGAAUUUGAAAUGGCAAAUGAAGAUACAGUCUGGAUUGUAAAGCCAAGCGCCAGCAGUCAAGGAAAAGGAAUAUUUUUAGCUACAAAAUUCAGUGAAAUCCCAAAAUCAGGACAUGUGAUAUCACAAUAUAUUGAUAACCCUUUAUUAAUUCAAGGGUUGAAAUUUGACUUGAGGGUUUAUAUUGCUAUCACAUGCUUCAAUCCUUUAAGAAUUUAUAUAUACAAAGAUGGCUUGGUUCGGUUUGCUACACAAAAAUAUCAAGGGACUGGCAAAGGAAGCAGGUUUAUGUAUUUGACAAACUACUCAGUCAACAAAUUUUCUACGAAUUUUGUAGAAAAUACUAAUGCUUUAGAAGAUGGAAAAGGCAGCAAAUGAAGCCACACAGCCUUGAGAAAGCUUUUCAAACAAGAAGGCAUUGAUGAUACCAAAAUCUGGGAAAAAAUAAAAGAUAUUGCAAUCAAAACAAUUCUUUCAAUAGAAGGAAUUGUAUUUUCAGCCUGCGAAAUGCAUCUCCCAUACAGAAAUAAUUGUAUAGAGCUCCUAGGAUUUGACAUAUUAAUUGAUGAUAAUUUAAAUCCUUGGCUUUUAGAAGUAAAUUUAUCACCUUCACUUAACUGUGAUGCACCUAUAGAUCAAAAAAUCAAAGGCGAAUUAAUUGCUGAUUUAUUUACUUUAGCUGGAGUAGUACCAACAGAUCAAAGAAAUGGUGGGGACAAAGCAAACGAAAAUAAAGCUUUAAACUAUGCUGCUUAUAUGGAACAAUUUAUGACAUUGUCAAAUAAGAAAAAGAAUAAAAAAGCAGGCUGGAAUUUUGAUAAUAAGCCAUACUCAAGUGAAAGCUUAAAAGAUAUUGAUAGCCGAGAAGAAAAAGGGAUUAUAAAGGAAACAAAUUAUGAGUAUAAAAGAAGAGGGGGUUUCGAGAGAAUUUUCCCUUCAGAAAUAUCGAUAAAUUAUAAAAAUUUCUUUGAAAGAGAAAGGCCAUAUAAUGCAUUGCUUUGCAAUAAAUUUGGAAAAAUACAUAGAAAAGGGCAAGGGGGCUCAGCAGUUAUAUAUAGGAAGCCACCUAGAAAUCCAAGUAAGACUCAAAUUGAAUAA
Molecule: messenger RNA, 1863 nt
Organism: Blepharisma stoltei
Lineage: Eukaryota; Ciliophora; Heterotrichea; Heterotrichida; Blepharismidae
Source: the annotation of a GenBank genome assembly